Molecule: messenger RNA, 732 nt
Organism: Schistocerca nitens (vagrant locust)
Lineage: Eukaryota; Metazoa; Arthropoda; Insecta; Orthoptera; Acrididae
Product: translation initiation factor IF-2-like
Exons: 2
Coding region: 1-732 (243 amino acids)
Source: RefSeq, a predicted model, not a curated record
AUGUUUCGUGGUCCGCGCAAGCUUGGCGCUGCUCCUGAGGUGUUGGCACUUCCCUGGUGCUCCCACGGGCGUCCGCGCCCACCUCGUCCACCUCAGGAGCAGCGCCAAGAGGGCGCGGACCAUGAAUGGAACGCCAAACGCGGGUCAGGCCCAAGACAGCUGCCACGACCACAGAUGAUGGACGAGCCGGGCGCGGACGUCCGUGGGAGCAACAGGGAGGGGCCAAAACCUCAGGAGCAGCACGUGGCGGGCGCGGACCGCGAACGGAACGUCCGUCACAGGACGGGCCUGAGACAUCUGCCACAGAUGGCGACCAAGUCGGGCGCGGACGGCCGAGGGAGCGCCGGGAAUGGGACAACACAUUACACGCAGCGCCAGGCGGGCGCGGAUGCGUCAGAGGAGCCCUCUGCCGUCCUGACUGCGUCGGCCGCUCCUGCUCCCGCCGCAUCCGAGGCCGUGCCGACACCUGAGGCUCCUGCGCCUCCACCACAGCUGCUAGUGGCGGACCCGGGUACUGCCUCUGCCGAGGCGUCGGCCGGACCGCGCCCCGCCAACAGCCGGCGCGGGGGUCACCGCCCCGUGGGUACCCAGCGCUCGGCACCAUCGGUCCAGCAGCCCCAGGUGGACUCUCACAGCGAAGCAGCCACGCCUCCCCCUUCCAGCGACGGGACCGCGCCGGCUGCCUCCACCGCUGACCUGGCCAACCUCGUAGCGCAGCUCACUGCCUGGUGA